Notechis scutatus (mainland tiger snake) is the source of this 2482-nucleotide messenger RNA. Lineage: Eukaryota; Metazoa; Chordata; Lepidosauria; Squamata; Elapidae. The record is from RefSeq and is a predicted model, not a curated record.
CAAGAUACGCAAUCAUGAAACAGACGGAUACUGACCCCACAAACAAAUCAGCCAUGGAAAUAAACACUAAACCACCAGAGGAGAAAACUACCAACGAACUACCAUUAAAGCAAAAAACAACGAGUUGUCGAGGAGUCAAGGUUUUCAUUGCUGCCCUGGCAUUUUCAUACUUUAGUAAAGCAUUUGGUGGGACCACGAUGAAAAGUUCCUUCACGCAACUGGAAAGGAGAUUUGGCAUUGCUUCUUCUACUGCUGGCUUCAUUGAUGGAGGCUUUGAAAUGGGAAAUUUGUUGGUGAUUACCUUUGUGAGUUACUUCGGGGCAAGAUGUCAUCGGCCAAAGAUCAUCGCCAUUGGUUGCUUUAUCAUGUCUUUGGGGUGCUUUUUAAUGGCAUUGCCUCAUUUCUUCAUGGGAUAUUAUCAGUAUGACACAAUAUCCUUCACACCAAACAACAUCUCCAGUUUCUCCCCCUGCAUAUUAAAUCCCCAGGAUACGCCCAAGAUAAAAGAGUCAGACUGUGCCCAUAAAAUUGUUACAUCUUACGCAUGGAUUUUCGUCUUGCUGGGGAAUAUGCUACGUGGAAUUGGAGAAACCCCAAUUACUCCCCUGGGCAUAUCGUACCUCGAUGAUUUUUCUAAAGAAGAAGAUGUUCCUCUAUAUAUCAGCUUUUUGCACACCUCAGCCAUGCUUGGCCCAAUAUCUGGUUUCCUCCUGGGAUCUGUGUUUGCCAGACUCUACGUGGAUGUUGGUUUUGUGGACAUGGAUACAAUAACUAUCAGUCCAACUGAUUCGCGUUGGGUUGGUGCAUGGUGGAUGAACUUUUUAGUUGCUGGGGUCAUCAUUCUGAUUUCCGGAAUCCCUUUCUUGUUCCUGCCUAAAAGUCUGGACAAAAAGGAGGAUGCCUGUAUCCAGAAAAACCUGGAUCCCAUGGAAAGCAGCAAUGAAAAUAGCCAUGGACAGAAGCCUGAUAUUCAAGGUGGAAUGGCAAACUCUGGACAAUUAAAAGCUGUUGCCGUUUUGCCAGUGGUCCUUCUCGGGAUGUUUUUAGGUGGCUUCAUCAUGAAAAAGUACAAGCUAGGAAUCCUUUCUGCUACAAAAAUGGGAUACACAGCAUCAUUCAUUGGAUUUCCCUUCAUAUUUCUGUGUGUAAUGCUGGGUUGUGACAACCACCCAGUGGCUGGAUUGACAGUGACCUAUGAUGGGAACACAGCUGCUCAGAACCCGCUUUCCUUAUCUUCAGCCUGCAAUUCCAACUGCACCUGUGCUACAAGCCAGUGGGAUCCUGUUUGUGGGGAGAACGGACUCACAUAUGUGUCAGCCUGUUUUGCUGGUUGCAAAAACAUAACCAGAUUGAAGAAAAAAAUAGUUUUUCACAACUGUAGUUGCAUUGAGCAAGAUGAUGCUGCAUUGAAGAAUUCUUCAGCGGUGUUGGGUGAAUGCCGAAGAAGUGAUGAGUGUUCAAAAAAUUUUAUUUUUUACAUCAUUGUCAAAGGUGUGAGCUCCUUUAUGUACUCACUGAGUGGUGUUCCUAUGUACAUACUCCUUAUCAGAUCUGUACCUCAAGACCUGAAGUCACUUGCAGUCGGAUUCAUGAUGCUUGUGAUAAGAUCAUUGGCUGGAAUUCCAGCCCCAGUUUACUUUGGUGCAGUGAUUGAUAAUACUUGCUUGAAGUGGGGCAGUAACCCUUGUGGCCAAAAAGGAUCUUGUAGGAUAUAUGAUGCAAUACAAUACAGGUAUUCCUUCUACGGUCUAAUAAGUGCCUUGAAAGUGCCAUCUUUUCUGCUGGGUUUCAUCUUUUACAUGCUUGUGAAGAAAAACCUUAAAAAACAAGAGGCCGAGAAAGCUGAAAAUGGAUGCAAAGAAGGUGCACCACUGAAUGAAGAGAUAAAACUAACGGAUACCAAACUUCCAGCCCAUCGUUCAGAGGCAGACGUGAAUACCUGCCUCUAGCAAAAUGAACCGAGCAUGGACUGUGGGUAGAAGAUGAAGGACUAUAAAAAGCUGCCAAAAUGUUCCUUGUAACUCUUAGAAUCCCCGCUGGCUGUAGCUGCUAAAAAAGGGUGGCAUUGCUUCCUGUCACUUUUGAGUGGGAAAGUUGCCCCAUUAAAGCAAAAUCAGUAUUCCUUUGGCAUUCCAAGCAAAAAAAGUGUUUACUCCCACUCUUUUGCAAAGCAAAACUCUGAAAGGCAAAGGAACUCCCAUCUUGUGAGGUCUUGUCAAAAAGAAAAAGAACACACAUGAUCAUUAGUUGCACGGAAGUAAAAACAAAACAUUGAAUUCUGGAACUGAUACAAAGAAUAAUUUAAAUCCAACACCUCAAAUUUUGUAAGAUUUCUAGGUACCUGUGAUGUCUUAAUUGAUUAUGUGGUUCCUCUCCAAAAAUAAAGGUCUAGUACCAUUUUACAGGGGGUGGGGGUUGGGCAGAGAAAGAAAGGAAGGAAGGAAGAAAAAGGAAGAAACAGGAAGAAAGGAAGGAUGAAAGA